Molecule: messenger RNA, 477 nt
Organism: Salpingoeca rosetta
Lineage: Eukaryota; Choanoflagellata; Craspedida; Salpingoecidae
Exons: 2
Coding region: 1-477 (158 amino acids)
Source: RefSeq, a predicted model, not a curated record
AUGGAUCCCAUCACCAUUGGCAUUCUUUACUCUGGGUACAAGCUGAUCAAAAAAUGUCGUCAAAUUGAUCAACUGGGAAAGCUGGCGGAGGAGGCCAAGACACUACGCGAUUCGAUCAAGAACGCUCCAAGGACCCGCGCCAAGCUGGAUACCCUCAUCCACAAUGCGGAGUUACGAAAGCAAAAACAGCAAAACGGCCUUGUGCUCCAAGUUACACUUUCUGUCUGCGGAGCGGACCUGCUCGAGGACUUUGCGGACGCCUUUGAGAUUUUGCUCGACGAGCUUGACGAGGCUGACGGCGACUGCGGCGCCAUGGAUGGCUACGACGAGGAACAGGAUGAAAAGGAGAAGGACGAGGAACAGAAGGAGCGCAAGGAGCUGCGGAAGCGACUGAAGGAGCUGGAAGAGCGCUACAGGAAGAUUGCUGGAAGGCAGCGCAAGCAGAGCCAGAAGAAGCAGAAGAAACUGAAGCAGUGA